AUGCAUAUACUUCUGUGGUGGGUGAUUAUUCUGUUGUCAGAAAUCAAAUUGCAUGAUAUCCUAAAUACACUCACAGUGGGUAGUUGCUGGUAUGAAGUAGAGAAAUUUAAUUAUCCAAGAAGUCUGGGCCAUCCAUCCGAUGAUUUGUGUUUCUGCAUCUCGGUCUUCCAACAAAUCCCGGGCACACUUUUGGUGAAAGGAUCAUUGCAGCUUAAAGAAAGCCCAGUCUCAGGUAGUCACCUAUCUUUCUUGUCGAAGGGUGUGCUUUAAUUUAAACAGAGUUAAUUUAGCUGUUACAAUAGCACUCUAACUACCUUUAACUGC
This is a messenger RNA of Ilex paraguariensis (yerba mate), 324 nucleotides long. The record is from the annotation of a GenBank genome assembly. NCBI's taxonomy places the organism in Eukaryota, Viridiplantae, Streptophyta, Magnoliopsida, Aquifoliales, Aquifoliaceae.